AUGGAUGCGCCAGUUCUCGUUGUGGUCCCUCCCACACCGCGAGCUACAUUCAAUACCCGGCGCAAAGAGCCGUCUCCCCUCUCAAACCCAAGCAAACCCAGCGACGAAAAAACCCGGAAGUCGUCAAGCAGUCUCACCUCAUACGACUCUCAAGCUGGUUCAAAUAACCCACAAGGCAGGACCUCUAGCGAGAAAACAGCCGUUAACAUAUACGAUUUAUAUAGUGGCUCAAUGGAUAGAGAUAGUUAUGCUAGUAGCAGCAAUGGCCCGACCACGAAUGGAGGCGCCAGUACAGAAAGCGACACGAUGCGGGGAUCCACGAGAAGAUCGGAGUCCAGAACGCCUCCUGCAACACGAGUUGUAUAUUCUGAGAACCGGCACUCGAUAGCCAGUUCUGCACGAGAGUCGCUACGAGACAGCGUAUACGCAACGCCGUUACAGACGCCGAUGGACAUGGCCACAGUACCUUCCCAGGACGCGCCUGUUUCGUCGAGCAACGCGCACGUCAAUGGGAGGUCAAGUGAAGCGUCCGAAAAUGGAUAUUUGCUUGCUUCACCUGGUCAGGUUGUUGAACAUACCGGUCGCAACUCUCCCACCAUAGUGAUCGACCCUCCUCCUCGACAAAGUUCCAAACUGUCGCUAGAUUCCGCUAACCAUUCCUUGUUCGACCGUAGUAAAGACCACCCGUCAGCUUCUUCUUCACCACGUGCGUCCAUGUCUUCGGCUGCUAGGCCGAGUCUUUCCCCCACCCGACUGUCCACCGACCCUGCUACCUCUGCCACCUCGUCCUCUGCUCCGAGUGUACCUCAGCAUCCGCUACCUUCACCUUUGCUGCCAAAUGCCCCUUCUCCUGGUGUGGAUGAAGACCCGGAUAGCUAUUACGUCCGAGCGACCUAUGCGGCGCUAGACGUUACCGGUGUCCGUGGCGACGGGUAUGAGGAUGGUGAAGAGCUUACAAGAGCACGACUGGGUAAUGCGAGGGGAACCUUACCUUCUCCGAUUCCUACUACAGCCAAGAGAAUGGAGAUGGGAGGCAAGGAAUUGAGCGAGAAGGAAAAGGAGCUAUUAGGGCAGCUCGACCG
Acaulospora colombiana is the source of this 1082-nucleotide messenger RNA. NCBI's taxonomy places the organism in Eukaryota, Fungi, Glomeromycota, Glomeromycetes, Diversisporales, Acaulosporaceae. The record is from the annotation of a GenBank genome assembly.